AUGAAGUCUUCAAUUUUAGGAGCAGUAUUUUUUGCUGUAUUCCUAUUACAAACAGCAUUGUCUGAAAACCGUACCAACAUUGAUGUUAAAGGCUAUUAUAUGUUGAAUAUAACUUCUAUGGGGCAAAAUUACGAUUGUGAUUUUUAUGCUAAUAUGACAGUUCAUGAACAUUCAACGUUUAUAUUUAACAGUUAUAAUUUUCAUCUGUAUGGUGGAAGUACCUUUAUAAAUAAAGGUAUUUUUUACUCUCAAGCUUUAGGUGCAUAUCCCUAUUAUGAUAAAAAUGUACAGGGCGGUCUGAGUUUUAAACUUAAUGAAGGACAAACUACAGGGGGAAUCCACAAUACUGGUUUUUUUAUGUAUAAUGACAACCUUACACUCUGUAGUCCACCUACUUAUACCAUACAUGGUAAUUUCUUUAUUAAUGAAGGUACUUUUAUUUUGGCAGGUGGUGGUGCAUGCGAUGGGUCUACAAAUAUCAUUAAACCAUACGGAACUAAUGCAAUUUUUCAAAAUACAGGUGUCCUUGCAUAUAUGCAAUAUUUUAUGACUGUCGGUGAUGCACCAAGUACAUAUUGGGGUUCUGAUUCAGCUUGUACUACUUCCGGGGUGGCUACUGUUAUCAACAAUGGAUCUCUUUGUUUGUUUAAUAACAACCCUGUAUACCAAGGUUCCCAAUAUGCUGGAAAUGGUUGUAUUGAUAUCGGUAAUCAAAGUACUUUUUUUUUGAGGUGUCCUCAGUUGUUUGGCCUUGAUGGCAGUUUACAUACAUUUUACCUUAGCACAAAUACUUCAGUGUUGUAUUUUGAUAAUGUUGGAGUAUCCAAUGCCCCUGCAACUCCAUACAUCGUAAGUGGUUGGGGGAAUAAUAAUCAGAUUACUAUUCACAUUUCAAAUCCGGUUUGGAAUUACGAUGGUAAAACUUUAAGUAUUACAGCUUCAUCUGUUACAUAUCAGUUUAUCAUUGGUCCUGGAUAUGACCCGUCUUUGAUAAGUUGGAGUGAAGGUCCAUCCUGUAAUAAUUUAAGGAAUUCAGGUUCUCGUUUCGUAUACAAUGCCCCACCUCCAGAUGGCUCAAGACCAAGCGUAUGUUUGCCAUGUCCGACCGUCAUACCUAAAUUAUAUGAUAUAUUACAAGACCAACCUGAUUAUACGACAACUUUCACUACUACAAAAUCAGAUGGUUCAGUAGAAACUGACUCUGGAGUAGUCCACGUAACAAAUACCGACGGAACUAUCACUACAACUACUUCCUUAUUCCCAAAUGAAUAUACUACUACAUUCACCACCACGGAAUCUGAUGGGUUUGUUGCUACUGAUUCCGGGAUAGUAUUUGCAACUACUGAUAAAGACGGUAAUCAAAUCACCACAACAUCAUUAUUUCCAACUUCAAGUGAUCCAUUCACCCGCUACACCACUACUUUCACGACCACCGAUACUGACGGAUUUGUGGCAACUGAUUCUGGUAUAGUUGUUGUUACUUACAAUACCGAUGGUAAAGUAACGACAAGUACUUCGUUAUUCCCAACUAAAACUAACCCAUUUACUUCUUAUACGACUACAUUCACCACUACUGCAACUGAUGGCUUUGUUGCUACUGAUUCCGGUAUAGUUGUUGUUACCUACAAUCCCGAUGGUGACGUGACUACAAAGACAUCGCUAUUCCCAACUCCAACUGAUCCGUUCACGCACUACACCACUACUUUCACAACCACCGAUACUGACGGAUUUGUUGCUACUGAUUCUGGUAUAGUUGUUGUUACUUACAAUCCAGAUGGCGAAGUAACGACAAGUACUUCGUUAUUCCCAACCAAAACUAACCCAUUUACUUCCUAUACGACUACAUUCACCACCACUGAAGCUGAUGGUUUUGUUGCUACUGAUUCCGGUAUAGUUGUUGUUACUUACAAUCCCGACGGCGAAAUUACCACAAAGACGUCGCUAUUCCCAACUCCAACUGAUCCAUUUACUGUAUACACUACUACAUUUACUACCACUUUAACUGACGGGUUUAAAGCCACCGAUUCAGCUAAAGUCGUUGUUACCUACGAUAAGGAUGGUAAGGUAAUCACCUCGUCUUCGUUUUUCCCAACAGUAAGUGACCCAUUUACUGUGUAUACUAUUACAUGGACUACCACAUAUACGACGUUGUAGUAAAUUGGGACUUGAAGUAAUAUGAGAAUAAAAUAAGAAUGGAAAGAAAUAUUAAUGUUAAAUUACUAAUAAUUUAAGAAGUUUGGUAUGGUUAGGUUAAAAGAACUUCGAUCAACUGAAAGUGUCAGUGACUUUUAGAGCUAAACUACAGCUAAAUGAGAGUAUAUCCAACUUAGAGUAAAGUUACAGUAUGCUGAAUUAAGUCUUAUAGUUAUAAGUAUGAAUGAUAUUGUAAUUCUCCAUUAGUAUACGUAAAGAUAAAACGAUGGCUCCAGUAAUAUUUGUGUGCACUGUAAAUACUUGGCCACCUUUAUGAUAUGGGCAAAGUAGGCGUCAAAUAGAAAUUUUUUUGCCGCGCAUUUUGAAAUAGGCGUAGAACCUAUAAAAUUGGCGACAUAAAACAGGCG
Scheffersomyces amazonensis is the source of this 2561-nucleotide messenger RNA. Its product is annotated as Hyphally regulated cell wall protein N-terminal-domain-containing protein. The transcript has a single exon. The record is from RefSeq and is a predicted model, not a curated record. Bases 1 to 2154 code for a protein of 717 amino acids. Lineage: Eukaryota; Fungi; Ascomycota; Pichiomycetes; Serinales; Debaryomycetaceae.